CGUCCUAUGCUGCGCCAAGCACCGCAUUCGAGUGUGACUUUGACAGGGGCAAGUGCGGUUGGAUGCAGUCUACAGCGGAUGACUUUGACUGGGCGAGGUCAGUUGGCCCCACCCCUUCCUUAGACACGGGGCCUCCGUAUGAUCACACCACCAGACAAGGGUUCUACAUGUACACGGAAGCAUCCUCCCAGCUACAGGGAGAAAGGGCAUUGCUCGUCUCCCCCACACAGACAGGCUCCGCCUCUGAUAUGUGCUUCUCCUUCUGGUAUCACAUGUUUGGCGGCACCAUGGGAACAUUAAAUGUCUACUUGAGAGUUGGAGGAUCAAGCGACAUCCUUGUAUGGUCUAAGUCUGGAGGCUUGGGAAAUAAGUGGUAUGAUCAAGCACACACAAUCCAGUCAACUCAAGACUACCAGGUGGUAUUUGAGGGUAUCAUUGGAUCUAGCUUUGAGAGUGACAUUGCCAUUGACGAUGUGAAUGUCACCACUGGCUCUUGCCCGCCACCAAGAUAUUGCACCUUCGAGUACAAUUUAUGCGGUUGGACCCAAGAUACACGCAGUGAUGUACUAGACUGGUCCCGGGGCACUGGCAGUAGCAUAACACCUGGUAAUGCCCCGGGUUCAGACCACUCCACAGGAGCUCCAGCAGGGUUUUUCAUGUACGUUGACCCUGGGCAGUCCCAUGCCGCCUCUGAUGAUGCCAUUUUCUUCAGUCCUGCCUUUAAUGCGACCCUUGCCGGCGACUGCGUCAAGUUCUGGUACUACCUCAGUGGUCCCAACGAUGUGGCUCUCAAUCUUGGGUUAGUCAACAGCAGUCAUGUAUGGAGCAAGACAGGGGACCAGGGAAAUUUCUGGCGGUACGGGUAUGCCACUUUCAGCUCCAGCGCUCAAAUACAGGUUGGAUUUCAAGGGGUGCUGGGUGCCAGCAAUACCGGUAUCCUUGCCAUUGAUGACAUUGAAAUUGCCACAGAACCAUGCCCGCCUCCCGGAUCUUGUGACUUUGAGGAGAACCUUUGUUCUUGGACCAAUGAGCCUCUGCUGGAUGACUUUGAUUGGACGCGGAGUACCGGUGGCACACCGAGUGUAGCAACCGGGCCGGCCGUCGACCACACCACAAACUCUUCAUCAGGUUUCUACAUUUACAUUGAGGCAUCUUCCUAUUCCACUGGCUCCAAGGCUUGGCUGGUGUCCGAACACUUUGAUCCCUUGUCCCGAGGCUGCUUUGAGUUCUGGUACCACAUGCUGGGUGCUGGCAUCGGCGACUUAAAUGUCUACACCAAUGACCUGGACAACUUCCUCCUCAGCAAUGUGUUAACCAUCAGCGGUAACCAAGGCGACGAGUGGCACUUUGAACAGGUUGAUAUCACCAACAUCCAGACCUUUCAAGUUCUCUUGGAGGGGGUGAUUGGAGCCAACUACACCAGCGAUGUUGCCAUUGACGAUGUUGUUCUCAAACGAGGCAGCAAGUGUGUCCGAUCUAGCCUGAAUUGCACCUUUGAGACUGAUCUCUGUGGCUACAUCCAAGUGCCGGACGACGACUUUGACUGGACUUGGACCAGCGGUGGUACGCCGAGCACUACCACCGGUCCUGGGUUCGAUCACACGUAUGGCAACGCAACAGGUCAUUAUGUUUUCAUCGAGACAUCGUCACCACGCGUCCUCGGAGACAAAGCCCGCCUGGCCUCCAUGUUCAACGAGCCCACCUAUGAUGAGCCCAUGUGCCUGACAUUCUGGUAUCACAUGUACGGUCUGGCCGUCAACUCCCUCAACGUCUACCUCAAUGCAGGGCAGACAGAGACUUUAGUCUGGACCAGACACCAGACGCAGGGCAACAUGUGGUUGAAGGCACAGUACACUGUACAGAGCGACGACACGUGGCAGGUCAUAUUUGAAGGUGUAACAGGAAACACUUGGACAGGUGACAUUGCGUUAGAUGAUAUCUUGAUCUACUAUGGAGCCUGCCCACCCACAAGGGAUUGCGAAUUUGAGACCGGUCUGUGUUCAUGGACUCAAGACUUCAACGAUGAGUUUGAUUGGGUGUUAGCCAGUGGGAGCCAAUUGAUUGGGACCCAGCCACCUGUUGACCACACACUGGGAACCAGCACAGGCAAGUAUGCACUGGUGAUCACAAGUGCGCCCCGUCGCCAAGGUGACAAAGCUCGUCUCCUCAGUGCCCGACAAACUGACACAUAUGGAGAAUGCGUGCGAUUCUGGUAUCACAUGUUCGGUAACAAUGUCGGCACCCUAUGGGUCAAGUCACAUGACCUCGUAACAAACUUGGACAGCGUCCCCACCUGGCAACAAACAGGUCACCAGGACAACGUGUGGAGGUUUGGGCAGGCAACGGUUUCUGCCGGACACCCAUUCAAGGUGGUCUUUGAAGCAGAAGUAGGUUCCAACCCCAACGGUGACAUCGCUAUCGACGAUGUUGAUGUGGUGGAUGGCAAGUGCUCUAGGCAAGGUUUUUGUGAUUUUGAGCGGGACAUGUGCGGUUGGACCAACGACGAUUCUUACGAUGUCUUUGAUUGGCUGCGGAGUGCGGGUGUCACCCCCAGCCUGAACACUGGACCUAGCGUUGACCACACCACCAACUCUGGAAUAGGUUACUACGUAUUCACUGAAAUGUCGACUUCGGGUCUGUUCUUUGGUGAUAAUGCCUGGCUGGUGAGCGAGCACUUACCUGUGACCAACGAGGGCUGUUUAUACUUUUGGUAUCACAUGUACGGCAGAGGCGUGGGUAACCUGAAUGUCCACUUCCUCGACAAUGCUGGUCAGACGACCCGAAAGUGGAGUCUGACUGGAGACCAGGGUGACGUGUGGCAACAGGGCCAGGUGGAUCUCAUGAGCACCACUGAUUUCCAGAUUGUUUUUGAGGCAACCUACGCCAGUGACGUCGUUGGUGACAUCGCGCUGGAUGACUUGGACAUUGAACCGGUCUCCUGCUAUGCUGGCGUCCCUGGGAGCACACCAGCUGCUCCAUCCAUGGACUGCACAUUUGAGAUGGACUUGUGUAACUACACCCAGCUCCAAGACGACAAUUUUGAUUGGACGAGGCUGAGAGGCAGCACAGGUAGUACGCAUACUGGGCCCGACCAGGACCACACUACAGGAUCAGGCUGGUAUAUCUACAUUGAGGCCUCCAAUAGUGUCCAAGGAGACAAGGCACGUAUCAUGUCCCCGAGGCAGAAUCCCAGCCAGUCUCGCUGCUUGACCUUCUGGUACAACAUGUACGGCCGCCACGUGGACCGUCUGAAUGUCUACCUCCGCAGUAACAACUUGGACACUUUGAUCUUCACAAAGUACGGUACCCAGGGGAACCAAUGGUUCAAAGGUCAGAAGAGCAUCGCCUCUGACGAUGCCUGGUCGGUCAUCUUUGAAGCAUUCCGCGGUCCUGAAAAUCAAGCCGACAUUGCUCUGGACGACAUCUUCCUGGAAGCAGGACCUUGUCCAGCAUCAACUCUUUGCGAUUUUGAGUUUGACUUCUGUGGCUGGACCCAAGAUCAGACGGACAACUUUGAUUGGACGCGGAGCUAUGGUGGCACCCCCAGCAGCGGGACUGGACCGACUACUGACCACACCACAGGAACGACUCAAGGUUUUUUUGCUUAUAUUGAGACUUCCAGCCCAAUCGUUACCGGCCAGAUCGCUCGUCUGCUCAGCCCUGUUUUUGAUGACACCAAUGGGGAGUGUCUCCACAUGUGGUAUCACAUGUAUGGCGAUGGUAUCGGAUCGCUGAAGGUGUUUGGCUUUGACACGGUCACCCAGGUUGAGACCGGUCCACUCUUUGAAAUAUCAGGAGGGCAGUACAACGAGUGGCGUUUCACCCAGAUCACGUUCCGCGCUGCCCACCGAUACCAGAUCAUCCUGGAAGGAACAAAGGGAAGAAACUACAAUGGAGAUAUCGCCGUGGAUGACCUGAUGCUGACAACCGGAGCAUGCAACAGGCCUGGUUUCUGUGACUUUGAGCUGGACACCUGUGGCUGGUCACAAGACACUGUCAAUGACGACUGGGAUUGGCUGAGGAGGAACGGUGCCACUCCUAGUGUUGACACGGGCCCCGGCGUGGACCACACUACCAACUCUGACAAUGGCUUCUACAUUUAUUUCGAGGCCUCAGUGUCGUCUUUGGCUCAGGGCGACAACGCCAUUCUUGUCAGCCAGCACAUGCCUGCCAGUAACCAAUCCUGUCUAUCCUUCUGGUACCACAUGUAUGGCAGCACUAUUGGCGAUCUCAAUGUUUACACGAAGGACAACAACUUGGUGCAGACGCAGAUAUGGUCGAAGUCGGGAAACCAAGGAAACGUGUGGCUGCAUGGACAGGCUGUCCUGACAAGCGCCGUGGAAUAUCAGGUGCUUUUUGAGGCCAUUUACACGUCUGGCUACAAAGGAGACAUUGCCUUGGACGACGUUGACAUUGAAUCUACAGCUUGUGUAGGCAUCGCUACACCAGCCCCUCCAACAACACCAUUACCAACACAUGCCCCUAGUGCUUAUGACUGCGACUUUGAGGUCAGCCUCUGCAGUUGGACCCAGGAGACAAGCGACGACUUUGACUGGACGAGACUUCAAGGCAGCACGGCCUCGGUCAACACCGGACCACAGUUUGAUCACACCACACUAAGUGUCUACGGUUGGUAUAUUUACAUUGAGGCCUCCUCUCAGGUAAAUGGUGACCGGGCCCAGCUAGUUUCCACCUCCAUGGUAUCCGGAAGUGUUGGUAAGUGCGUGAGUUUCUGGUAUCAUAUGUACGGGCCCAGCAUCAAUGCUCUGAACAUCUACCGGCGAGAGAAUGGACAGGAUGUCCUGGAGUGGACAAGACUCGGUGACCAGGGUCCUGUGUGGAACUAUGGACAAGUCUUCAUGGAUGGGUCAUUCACCGUUGUAUUUGAAGGAGUUGUUGGCCAAUCUUAUGAAGGAGAUACCUCAUUGGAUGACAUUGUGGUUUACAACGGGCAAUGUCCAAGCCUCGUCCUCUGUGACUUUGAGCACGGGAUGUGCGGCUACGCCCAAGACACAACGGAUGAUUUUGAUUGGCUGCUGGCAUCGGGCGCGACUGGGACGUCGGGGACGGGCCCACCCAAUGACCACACCUACCAGUCACCUCAAGGACAUUACAUUUACAUUGAGGCCUCUGCACCCCGUCAGUUGGGUGAUGUCGCUCGUAUCAUCUCCCAAGAAUACCCAGCUACCAUGGGAACCUGCAUGAGAUUCUGGUACUACAUGGUCGGUAGCGAUCUGGGCCAGUUCAAUGUCUACAUAGAGGUUAACGGGAACCGGGGAUCAAGCGUGUGGUCGCGGAGCACCAGCGGAUAUAACUUGUGGAGAAUCGCUGAGGUCACCGUACAGACGAGUUAUCCUUACCGGGUUGUGUUUGAAGGCAUCAUUGGUAACGGUAUCCAAGGCGACAUCGCCCUUGACGACAUCGACUUCUCCAACCAAGCCUGCUCCCUCCCAGCCACCUGCAACUUUGAGAGCGACUUCUGCACGUUUGCCAACAUCCACCAGGACACGUUCGACUGGACACGCAACAACGGCGCCACCGCCAGCAGCCAGACGGGCCCGCCCACCGACCAUACCCUCGGCAACAUCUACGGCUACUACGUUUUUAUUGAGACCUCCGCGCCCCGCGUUGUCGACGACUUUGCCUACCUCUUCUCGGAGACGCUCCCGGCCAACACGGACAUGUGCCUGACGUUCUGGUACCACAUGUAUGGUGUGGACAUCGGGACUUUGCAGGUGUGGUUGGAGACCACAGUCUUGAACCCUGCCUACUGGACAUUAGUUUGGAGUAAAACGGGUGACCAGGGCAACUACUGGCAGAACGCCAUUGUGGACAUCAAAAGUGAAAACUCUGUGUUUGAGGUCAUCUUUGAGGGUCGGGUAGGGCCCAGCUUCUCCGGCGACAUCGCCCUGGACGACAUCCAGACCUUCUUUGGCAGAUGUGCCCCGCCCACCCCAGCCCCACCCUGCCAGUUCACUUGCAAUAACACCAACUGCCUAACGGAUUCCACCCAAGUCUGCAACUUUGUGGAUGACUGUGGAGAUGGCUCUGAUGAGGAAAAUUGUGGUGGCAACUGCAACUUUGAGUCGGGCAUGUGCGGAUGGACUGAUACAAGUCUGGGCUCCUACAAAUGGCAGCUAGGAUCAGGCGCCACGCCUACGUCGAACACCGGACCCUCCAAAGACCACACCUUCAACAACGCAGCAGGUCGAUAUGUGUAUGUGAACGCCAACUCCGGUUCGGGUUUCAGCCAGGCCACUCUGGAGACAAAAGAACGACACCAAGCUUCGUCAACUUGCCUCUUCAGCUUCUGGUAUCACAUGUACGGACAGGACAUUGGUAGUUUGGCAGUGUACUUAGUGGAAGGGUCGUCCCGGACGCUGCUGAUCUACCUGUUUGAGGAUAUGGGAGAUGUGUGGAAUAAUAUCCAGCUUGGCGUGGGCAGAGUGAGCCUUCCAUUCAAGAUUGUGUUUGAGGCCACCAGAUCGUUCAGUGUUCUUGGUGACAUUGCACUUGACGACAUCAGCUUUGUCGGAUGCGGGCUACCUCCACCGACCUCUGACCCUUGCCCUUCGGGUCGGACUAAGUGCAACCGCGGCAACUGUGUUGAGGACAAUCGGUUUUGCGAUCUCACCGAUGACUGCGGUGACUUCACUGACGAAAAUUCUUGCAGCAACUACCAUCUGUGCGAUUUUGAGAGCGGCAUCUGCGAUUGGCGGCAACUGACCAAUGACGAGCUGGAUUGGCGGACGUACUCAGGAAUAACCCCCACCGAGUGGACAGGCCCAACAAGGGACCACACCAGUGGACUCUCAUCAGGUACCUAUCUCUACCUGGAGACGUCGGCCCCGCGUCAGAUGGGAGACCGUGCUCGCCUCGGUAGCUACUACAUCGCAGCCACAACCACAGGCACUUGCCAGCUGCGUUUCUACUACCAUAUGUUUGGCCGAACCACCGGUUCCCUGACUGUGUACAUCCGCGAUACAAUCAACGGCCCUCUCACCAACCUUUGGAGCAAGAGUGGUGAAAUUGGAGACUUCUAUGAGAGAGCUGAAAUCACUCUGGGCUGGACCAACCCAUUCCAGGUCAUAAUCGAGGCUACUGUUGGAAACGGUAUCUAUGGCGACAUUGCCAUUGACGACACCUCCUUCACUCCCGGCUGUGUGGCUUACAGUGGAGAACUGCCUGUGGUGGGAACAUCCCCAUGGCAGCCUGUCCCAACAACGCCCCCGCUCUGCCAACCAGACGAGUUUGCUUGUGGUUCAGGGACCUGCGUCAGCCUGAGUUCGGUUUGUGAUGGUACAAAUGAUUGCGCAGAUGGCUCGGACGAGGCAAACUGUGGAAACUGUAACUUUGAAAGUGACCAGUGCGCCUGGUUGGCUAUCGACAACGGCCGGUAUCGCUGGACAAGGCAGCAGGCUGGCAGCACCUCGUCUGCGGCAGCACCUUCUACUGACCACACCUCGGGGACAGGGUACUUCAUGUUCGUGGACAGCACCAACGGAACGUUUCAGACGUCAGCUAUUUUGCAGAGCCCUACCUUGGGAUCUGUUGGAGCAAGGUGUGAAAUGAAUUUCUGGUACCAUCUCCGUGGCAGCAAUGCUGGUGCCCUGGUUGCAAUAGUCUAUCAAGGUGUUGUUCAGGACACCAGCGUGGUGUACAGCGGUGACACCAAUAAUCAGUGGCAACAGGGCACACUGAGUGUGGGACCCAGACUCGCGGGCCAGUACUCGGUGCGGUUUGAAGCUCUCCCCGGCAAUGAUUUCUCUGACCCUUCUCUGCUUACAGACAUCGCACUGGAUGAUAUCGCCUUCGACAACUGUGGUUCCGACUCGGAUCUUAGCUGCGACUUUGAAGAGAACAACAUCUGCGGCUGGACUCAAGACAACCUGGACGACUUUGACUGGAUAGUAAUUCAAGGAGGGACAGGCUCUGCAGGCACUGGACCUGAGUUUGACCACACCGUAGGAACCGGAGCUGGUUACUACGCCUACAUCGAGACAUCUUCCCCACGUGUCCAAGGCGACAAGGCUCGCAUCAUGUCCGGCCCGAUUGCGGCCAAUUCACAAUACUGUUUGGAGUUCUGGUACCACAUGUUUGGACCUGACAUCGAUGCCCUGAAUAUCUUUCUGUCAUCCGGUAGUACAUCUACACUGAUUUACCGAAAGCAAGGCACUCAAUCCAACCAAUGGCUCCGAGCCAGAGAGCCAAUCACAAGCACGUCAACCUACGAGAUCGUCAUUGAGGGAGUAACCGGCCAGUCAUGGGGCGGGGAUAUUGCAAUCGACGAUGUUGUCUUCAACCCUGGGACGUGCCCAACAGUUUCUCAAUGUACCUUUGAGUAUGAUCUUUGUGAGUGGGUCAACGAUGACACCGAUACGCCGGGAUUUGAUUGGCUGAGAGGAACCAAUGGGAACCCUUCACUGGGUACAGGACCAACCACAGACCACACCUACGACACAGUAUCAAACUAUUUUGCCUACAUCAAUCCUCUGUCGCCACGGCAACCCGGAGAUGAGGCACGCCUCCUCAGCCCUUUUUUCGACCCGGGCACAGACCACUGUCUCCACUUCUGGUAUCACAUGUACGGCGACAAUAUCGGGUCCCUGCUGGUGUACAAGCAAGACGAAGGUGAUUUCUUUGUCAGCCCGAGCUGGCAAAAGGACGGCGAUCAGGGAGACCUGUGGAGACGGGGAAGGGUGACCAUCUUGCCGUCCCAAACCCAGAAAUUCAGGAUCGUCUUUGAAAGCCGUGUUGGAUCCCCGACGAUGGGAGACAUAGCUCUAGACGACAUCGGCAUCCGCGACGAGGUGUGUUACUCGGAAGGAGUAUGUGAUUUCGAGCAUGGCAUGUGCGGUUGGACUAAUGACAAGACCUCAGACGAUUUUGAUUGGUUGAGAGGAGCCGGCGGUACACCAAGCUCCUACACCGGACCCUCCGUCGAUCACACAACCAACACAGGAAGAGGUUUCUAUGUCUUCAUCGAGACCUCUGCUCCUCGUGUCCUUGGUGACAGAGCAUGGCUCCUGAGCGAGCGCCUUGAUCCAACACCUGGAGCUUGCCUAUCCUUCUGGUAUCACAUGUUCGGCAGUAACAUAAACACGCUGAGUGUUUGCACCCAGUCGCCCAGCAUCUACCCCAGCAACAACACUCUCUGGACCAAGACUGGGGAACAAGGAGACGUGUGGCUGCAAGGGAGACUAUCCCUUACCUCUUAUGAACAGUUCUGGGUGAUCUUUGAGGGCGUGGUUGGGAUUGACUACACCGGUGACAUUGCUCUUGACGACGUGGAAAUCGCUGAUGGACUAUGCCCAGCGACCAUUCCCCCUCCAACGACUCCCUCCCCACCACCUACAUAUCCACCCAACUCCCACGACUGCAACUUUGAGCAGGGUAUCUGUCAGUGGACACAGGUUACCGGUUCAGGGGACCAGUUUGAUUGGACACUAGCUACAGGAACCACAGGAAGUAUUGGGACUGGUCCCGCCGGAGAUCACACGUUGGGGGAUGCCAACGGUCAUUAUGUAUACAUAGAGGUCACAGGUCAAAAUGAGAACGACACAGCCCGUCUCUCCUCUCAAUACUUCCGUAAUGUGACGAGCGCUGGUUAUUGCAUGGAGUUCUGGUACCAUAUGUAUGGCCCUCAUGUCGCAGAUCUGAAUAUCUACACGCUGACUUACCCAACCGGAGUUGAGACUUUAGUUUGGACAAAAGUGGGUUCUUUCGGGCCACAGUGGAACCAAGGAAUGAUACACUUUUUGGAAACCGAUCGGUAUCAGGUUAUUUUGGAAGGAGUUGCUGGUCCAAGUUACCAAGGCGACAUUGCAUUAGAUGACAUCACAUUCCACACAGGACCCUGUCCCGCUGGAGAGCUGUGCGAUUUUGAGAAUGGGCUGUGUGGAUACACACAAGACUCAGCCGACGAUUUUGACUGGACGCUAAAUCAGGGAGGUACUCCGAGUCAGGGCACUGGACCAGGUUCAGACCACACUUACCAGACUGACUUAGGCCAUUACAUGUAUGCCGAGAUGUCGUCUCCGAGGGUUCCAGGUGAUGUGACUCGGCUGGACAGCCCAGUCUAUGCCCCAACCACCGGCCGCUGUUUGCAGUUCUGGUACCACAAUAUCGGAGUGGACAUUGGCACCCUUACUGUCUACAUGACAGCUUCCAACAACUACGUUCAGCUGUGGUCCAAGGAUUAUUCCAUCUAUGAUGAGUGGUAUGUGGCUGAAGUGACCGUCUCAUCAGUAACAGACUUCCAGAUUGUCUUUGAGGCAGUGACAGGCCUGUCCUGGCAAGGAGACAUUGCCAUCGACGACAUCCGUUUCCGUAGUGAUGGCCCAUGCAAUCCCUUUGGCGACUGUAACUUUGAGACGGGCGACACGUGCACGUGGAAAAAUGCAGAGGGCUCAGUGGACGACUUUGAUUGGAUGCGCCAACAGGGGGCGACACUGUCUGAUAACACAGGGCCAUUAGUGGACCACACUCUAGGAAGUGCUUAUGGUACCUAUCUGUAUGCCGAGGCUUCUUCACCUAGACAGCAAGGCGACUUCGCCUUCCUUAUCUCAGGUGUCUUUGAUGACGGCGACUAUUGCCUUGAAUUCUGGUACCAUAUGUACGGCAGUCAGGUGGGCUCGCUCAACGUCUGGACCUGGCCAAUCUACUCCUCAACAAUCCACAAUGUCUGGACAGUCUCUGGUGACAAAGAUGACGUCUGGAGAGUGGCACGGGUGACCAUUUCGCCCAAUGACAACUCCCCCUUUGAGUUGACAUUCCAGGCCGUGAUUGGGUCAUCGUUUGCCGGGGAUAUAGCAAUAGAUGAUAUCGUUGUAAGCACCGGCACAUGCCCAGAUCCUGUCGACCCAUGUUAUACAACCUGUGAUGACGGCACCAGCGAUUGUGCCUCGCAGUCCCAGACAUGUGAUUUCAUCAGCUACUGCAGCAACGGGAAAGAUGAAGAAGCAUGUGGACACCAGUGUACCUUUGAGACAGACCAGUGCAAUUGGGUUAACUAUGACAAUGGGGCCUACACCUGGGUGCGAUAUCGGGGUGCCACUCCUAGCCAGAACACGGGACCUACCUAUGACCACACUACACUCACAGCUCAAGGCUGGUACAUGUAUGUGGAUUCCAAUUCCAACGCUGGCUCUGCAUGGGCGGAGCUUCACAGCCCCACCCUCCGCAACUCGGCCGCCAGCUGCGAGCUGCGGUUCUGGUACCACAUGCAGGGAUCAGACAUCGGUGUCCUGACCAUCUUUCUGGUGGAGACAUACUACAUACUGUACCCUCUACAGCUGACAGGGGACCAUGGCAACCGGUGGAAUGAGGGAGUGGCACCGAUUGGACGAGUGCCAAGUGAUUUCUUUGUUGUCUUCCAAGCCUAUCGGAGUUUCAGCGUUCUCGGCGAUAUUGCCAUUGAUGAUAUCAGCUUCAGUGGUUGCGGGGUACCAGAGCCCGUUUCUGGGAGUUGUGGAACAAACCAGUUCCGGUGUGCCAGUCAGGCUUGCGUCAACAACGACCGUGUCUGUGACUUCAGCGAUGACUGUGGCGAUUACUCAGACGAGGCAGUCUCAGUCUGCAAUGCACCUCAAGCCUCGUACGACCGCUGCGAUUUCGAUUCCAACUUCUGUGAUUGGCAGCAGCUACUGGACGACAAUUUUGAUUGGUCGAGGACGGCUGGACCAGCUAGUGGUGACCUGGCCACCGGACCACUGCGUGACCACACAACCAAUGGACCAACAGGUAGUUACAUAUUCAUCGAUGCCAGCGGCCAAUCUGAUGGUGAUGUGGCCCGCAUGGCAAGCCCAACAAUACAGGCUGUUCAGCCAGGAGAAGACUGUCAGCUGCGGCUUUGGUUCCAUAUGUUUGGUGACGACAUUGACACUGUCAGGGUCAAGUCUUGGACUGAAAUCCACGGAGAUGAAACCAUCCUGUUCUCUCGGACGGGUCACAUCGGGGAUUACUGGGAGAGAAUUGACAUCAUUCUAACAUCAUCCCAAGAUUUCCAGGUGAUUUUGGAAGCCAUGGUUGGCAGUGGUCCGAAUGGUGACAUUGCUAUCGACGACACAUCAUUCACACCAGAUUGCAAGCGAUCUGCAAAUCCCCUCCCCGUAGGCCCAACGAGGAUGCCCACGACCACCGUUGGCCCUUGCGGCAAGAACAACUGGCAGUGCGUCACUGGGGAAUGCAUCAACCAAACGCAGCGUUGCGAUUGGACACCCGACUGUCCAGGUGCCGAGGAUGAAACCAACUGUGGAACCUGUGACUUUGAACCUUUGGACCAGUGUGGCUACAGUGACGUUAGCACUGGCAACCUGGCCUGGUCUCGUCAACAGGGGGCUCCAUCGCUCAUCCCCCCUGGUGACCACACCUCUGGAUCUGGGUUCUUCAUGAAGAUCAGCCCGGGUAGUGGACUAUUUGCCAGCCCUGUGGUCUUAGAGAGUCCACUGCUAAGCCCUACCAGUGCCCUCUGCAAGAUCAAGUUCUGGUUUGUCAGUAACAUGGUUUCUGGAGGUAGUCUUUCUCUCAAGGCAAUCGAUUCAACUGCUCCGUCAGAAGUCCUUGACUUGUGGCACCCCACAGGAACAGGAUUAAUCACGCAAUGGCAGGAGGCUAACGUCGGCAUUGAACGACGGAGAAACAACUUCAGGAUCCAGUUUGAGGCAAAUGCGGCUAGCAUUGACUCUGUUGCUGUUGACGACAUCACCUUUGAUGGAUGCGCUCUAGACCCGCACCUUCCAUGCGAUUUUGUCUGUGGGAACGGCGUGUGCAUUCCGGAUGCCCUGAAAUGCGACUACUCAGAUGACUGUGGGGACAACUCGGAUGAAGCAUCGUGUGAUGACUACCGUGAACGUUGCGACUUUGAAUUGGGACUGUGCAAUUGGAUGCAAGAUUCUGAUGACGACAUUGAUUGGACGUUUGUUCCAGCCUCAAUACUCGGCUAUCCAGAUCACACCACCAACUCUCUCGCUGGAACCUUCCAAUAUAUUAGCACCACUGAGUUCAACGUCAAGGCAAGAUUGAGCAGUGUGGUGUUCUUGCAGCCACCAGCUGAUGGAUCAUGCAAGGUUCGCUUCUGGUAUCGCAUGUACGGUGCAGCAAUCAGCAAGCUUACCGUCUACCAGCGCUACUCUGUCUUAGAUUUCCCGUCACCCAUCUUGACCAUCUCCGGUAGUCAAGACGAUGCCUGGAAACGGGCGGAGGAAGAGAUUGACAUUGAGGCUAAAUUCAAGAUUAUCAUUGAAGGCACAUCUGCCUCUGCAGCCAGUGAUGACUUUGACAUUAUGAUUGACGAUGUUUCGUUCACCCCUGGCUGCGUGCUUGACCCGACCAACUCUCUUCCAGAUCACGCAGUACCAACAUCCCACCCCAAUUGCCAGGUUGGCGAAUUCCGAUGCACAGACGGGACAUGUAUUUCACAUGAACUGAUGUGCGAUUUCCGGUUUGACUGUAAUGAUGGAUCGGAUGAAGACACAUGUCCUUCUGUGUGUACCUUUGAGGAUCAAACACUUUGCGGCUGGACACAGGUGCAGAGUGAUGACUUUGACUGGAAACUGCGAGACGGCAACGAGGUUGAUACGUUUGGCGGACCUGAGUUUGACCACACGGCAACCAACCCACCAGGUUUUUACAUCUAUGUUGACGGCAUGCAAACCUCGAUCAACCAGCGUGGAAAGCUGGUAUCAAGCACCUAUCAUCUGGCAGGUGUCGGCUGCAAAUUAAACCUCUACUACUACAUGUUCGGCCCAUCCUACGGUGACAUCACAGUCUCUGUCAGAUACAGCGACAAGGAAAGAACGUUGGGCAAAGUGUCUGACAACAUUGGGCCUUACAGCAGGUGGAACCUGCAGACCACGGACAUACCAAACUGCCUGACUGACUUCCAGAUUGUAGUUGAUGUACAAGAUCUACAGGUUACAGCAUCGGAGUCUGGCUUUGCCGUGGAUGACCUGCGUUUUGAUAACUGCGCAUACAGCCUGCCCACCUCGUUGACCUGCCCGGCUGGCCAGGAUAGGUGCAGUUCCAGUCACUGCUACCCGGUAUCCGGCAAAUGUGACUUCCAUUUGGACUGUUGCGACGGCUCCGACGAACAAUCCUGCAGCAGUUACAACCGUUGUGACUUUGAGAGCGGACUGUGCAAUUGGGAACAGCUGACAACGGAAGAAGCUGACUGGCAGAGAGUUCCAGCGGCGGGGGUUGGUAUGGAAGACCACACCGCUGACUCUCCAAAUGGAUACCUUGUCACCAUUGGCCUCUCGCAGAGGGAGAACCAAAGAACUCGCCUCGCCAGCCCUGUCAUAGAGAGUGGAUCAUCAACAUGCACAAUGCGCUUUUUCUACCACAUGCUGGGACAAGAUAUUGGAUCACUCCAUGUCUACACACGCACUGAAAUCAACGGUCAGUUGACUUUGAGGUGGACGGUCGAAGGUGAAAACAACAGAUGGUGGAAACGAGCUUCUGUGGAUAUCAACUACAAUGACCCCUACCAGAUCGUCAUAGAGGCAGUCCGAGGAGCCGGUUCCCAAGGUGAUAUUUCCCUCGACGACAUCUCGUUUACUCCUGAGUGUGCCCUGUCAUCUUCAUCCCUUCCAGUUCUGACUACCCCCGAACCCGUCAUUGUUACCACGGUACCCAGGGUGUGUUUGGAUGGACAGUUCCAGUGCCGCGACUUCACCUGCAUUCCUGCUGAGCAGAUAUGCGACUUCAAGAUGCAGUGUCCCGACCAAUCAGACGAGGAAGCUUGCCCAACUCUGUGCGAUUUUGAGAGUGAUUCUUGUGGCUGGACGGAGACUACCAUGGACAACUUUGACUGGCACCGAGCAACGGGGCAGGAUACUUCGGCAACGCCAAAUGUAGCUCCAAGGAUGGACCACACCCUCUCAAGUGGCAUCGGUCACUACAUGUACAUUGCACCCUUCGGCCAGACCUCAGUUGACCAAGUGGCCCUCAUGGUUGGCCCAGCAUACACAGUGGCCUCAGCCAACUGUGUCCUGGAGAUAUGGUAUGUCAUCAGCGGCCAGAACGUCGGUGAGCUGCUCCUGGUCUUGGUUGACCAGGCGGAUCGGUCCGAGAGCGUGCUUUGGGCCAACAGCGCCGACCACGGCAGCCAGUGGAAACAACUGACCAUUGGAAUUGGGAGGAGGCAAUCACCUUUCAGGCUUAAAUUCCGCAAGGAGCGUAAUUCCAACUUCCAGGGCAUGAUUGCCAUGGACGACAUUAAGUUCACCAACUGUGCCCUCCCAGACCCCGCCCUGUCAUGUGACACCUCCAGCAACUUCUGGUGCGUCAACAGAGCCUGCGUGGACAAGAGCCUGGUUUGUGAUUGGUCGGACGAUUGCGGCGACGGAACGGACGAGGAUCUGCAGUCUUGCUUAUCCAAUGGCAACAGAAUGUGCAGCUUUGAAAACGAUCUCUGUGAUUGGACGCAGGCCACUGACACAGAUGGCAUUAAUUGGGUGAGAUUAAAGGGCUCAACAGCUAUUCCUGACACUGGACCCUCUAGAGAUCACACCUUAGGAUCAAGUGAAGGUUUUUAUAUGUUCAUUGAUUCCUCACCUGGGAAUUUUGGAAAGGCAGCGCAACUCGUCAGCCCUAAGUACACCGUGCCAUCUGGGAACGAUUGUAAGCUUCGAUUCUUCUACCACAUGUUUGGUGCCAACAUCCAAGACCUGAAAGUGAUGCUUCGUUCCUACUACAAUAGUAAUUACCAGGCUCAGACAAUUUGGUCAAAGAGCGGUGGCCAAGCAGACGUUUGGAGGCGGGCAGAGGUUGCCAUAACAACCAGUACACCAUUCCAAGUUGUCAUCCAAGCCUCAGUGGGUGAUGCUGCCGGGGGCGACAUCGCCAUCGACGACACCAGCCUUACGCCCGGCUGCCAGGCCUACUCCGGUAACCUCCCCACGGCCCCGCCAACCACCCCUUCCCCAACUGGUCCUGCUCGCUGCUCAGCAGGCCAGUUCUACUGCAAGGCAGACGACCGGUGCAUCAGUGCAAUCAAUGUGUGCGACUUCAAGAAAGACUGCAUUGAUGGGGCAGACGAGAGGGAUUGUGUUCAAUCCAAGUGCGACUUUGAUGCAGGCUCAUGCCACUGGAUGUUGGCAGAUGGGGAUUUCUAUUGGUUGUUGGCCCAGGGCAAUGGAGGUGACCAAAACCGGCCAGCCACUGACCACACCUCACAAUCCACCCUUGGAUACUAUGCCUACACAAUGAGCAAGUCCAACACAGCAGGUGUGGCCACAAUGACAUCAGCUACUCUCUCUGAAACAAACACCAACUGCAAGUUGGACUUCUGGUACUACAUGACGGGCACCAAUGUGGGCUCGCUGAGCGUUGCCACAUCGCAGGUUGGAGCCAAUGCAACCAUAGGUUACAUCAGCGGCUCGCAGGGAGCCCAGUGGAAGAAAGCAGAAUUCGUACUCGGCGCAGGCAGGGACUACAGUGUGAUCAUCCAAGCCAGGCGAUCUACCACUUACUCUGGUGGCAUCUCGCUUGAUGACAUCACGUUCUACAGCUGCUCCCCGCCACCAGUCACCGGCGUGCCAUGCAAUGACAACCAGUUCCAGUGUAGCAACUCGCUGUGCGUCGAUGCGACAUCAGUGUGCGACUUCCGGGAUGACUGCAUGGACGGAAGCGACGAGCUCAACUGUCCCACAACAUUGAGCUGCAGUUUUGAUGCCGACCUUUGUAAAUGGCACCAGGAAUAUAAUGAUGAUUUUGAUUGGUCGAUGAGGCAAGACGGAGCUGGAGGGAUGAGCGUUGGACCAAUAAAUGACCACACAAAGAAUUCAAAUAAAGGCAACUACUUGUACAUUGAUUCCUCCCGGCCUAGACGGAGUACAGACAUCGCUAGGUUGGGUAGUCCCUCCAUCAGCAGACUAAGUAACAACUGCUAUGUUCGUUUCUGGUAUUACAUGAACGGGGAGGAUGCGGGCACUAUCGUCGUCCGCCAGCGUACAUCAUAUCUUAGCAACGCUCUGCCUCAGAUGGACCGCAUCACCGGUUCCCAAGGCGACACUUGGCAUCUGAGGUCUCUGCCGGUCAACAAUCCAGGGGUGGACUUUGAGAUUGUCAUUGAGGGUAUUUCUGGUGCCAGUCCACAAAGCGCUGUAGCCAUCGAUGAUGUCUCCUUCUCAAGGGAAUGUUUCAUUGGAAGUGGCCUUCCUGGUGAGCCGUUGCGAGGUGACACCAACUUCUACUGCCCCGAUGGCCGGUACGCAUGCCUGACGUCGGCUGGGUGCUACAGCCAAUCGCAGCACUGCGAUCUGAUGUCGCAGUGUAGCGACUCGUCUGAUGAGACCACAUGCGGGUCCGAGUGUCCCUUUGAGACCGACAGCAACGCUUGCGGAUGGUACAAUGCAUUCUCGGAUCGUGUUGAGUGGCGCUAUGGUAAACCAACUAAUGGGGAACCAGUCGCUGACCACACGACAGGAACGAGUCAAGGUCAUUUCAUGGUCAUUGUGCCCCUACCGAACCUUGCAAAUGCCGGGCGAGCCAUUCUAAGCUCUCUGAUGUACCAGAAAUCCAGCGCCCUGUGUGACGUUACUUUCUUCUUUUAUUUGAAUGGCAAUUCACUCAAUUCCAUCAAUGUUUACCUGAAGACUGGAGCCUCAACUUCAAGCCAGAAGAUAUUUCAGAGCUUGAACCAGCUUGGCAGCUGGCAGUCAACCAAUGAGAUUACGAUUGGCGAACAAAGCAACUUUGCCAUUCAUAUUGAGGCUGUGUAUGGUUCAGGCAGCUCGGGUGUCAUCGCCAUUGACGAUAUUAAGUUUGCGCAACAGUGUGAAAUCGGUCUCAGCAAGCAAGAAUCCUGCAAUGCCAACCAGUUCAAGUGUAGUAGCGGAGAGUGUGUGAUGCGUGACGUGCUCUGCGACAAAAAACAAGAUUGCUUUGAUGGGUCAGAUGAAAACUCCUGUGAUUCAUACACAGGCUGCGAUUUUGACAAUGAUGCAUGUAACUGGGCGCAGAUGACUGACGAUGAAUUUGAUUGGCUCCUUUCAAGCAGCACGUCGGGCAUCAGUGAAGAUCACGGCAAAGGUGGCAAGUUCAUGUACAUCAGUGGAUCCGAUCAGCUUCUUGGGGAUCUGGCAAGAAUGAUGACAGCCUCAGAGUACCCUGCGAGCAACGGUGCCUGCAGGGUACGCUUCUGGUACCACAUGAAUGGUGCAAACAUUGGCUCACUCAAGGUGUACACCAUGUCUACAACUACAUCUAUCAUGACCCCUAUCUGGAGCACUCGUGGUGACCAGGGUAACGACUGGGCUUACGGUAGUGCAGCGAUCCUCAGCAGUGGCAAGUACAAGGUGGUGUUUGAGGGCGCCGUAGGCAGCAACACAGCAUCGAAUAUCGCCCUUGAUGAUGUCACGUUCACUCCCAGCUGCGUCAGUCCUGACACCCCAGUGCCGACCCCAAUUCCUGGAAUGUGCGGUGUUUCGGACGGCAGUUUCGUCUUCUGCCCGAACGAUCGUAUUUGCAUUCCUUCAUCGUGGGUUUGUGACGGCAUCGUGGAUUGCCCAAGAGACAGUUUAGACGAAUCAACAGCUCUUGGAUGCAGCAACGCCACAGAGCCCAACCCACCCACAGGCGCACCGCAGACAGGUUCAAACGACUCUGUAAUUGUAGCUAUUGCUGUCGUUGCCGGAAUCCUAGCCAUCAUUCUCAUCUUACUGGUGGCGUUCCUGUUUUCGAAGAGAGUGCAGCACAAGAAGCGUUUUGGUGACAUUGCAAAUGAACAUGCCGUCAGCAACCCCGCUUACGUUGGUGAUCUCGGAGAGAAUAUUCUCACCGAUUUUGCCGCCGCCGGCUAUGAUCCAGGGAUGUUCUCAUCAAAGCUUGAGGUGCCUCAUGCGAAGCCAAGAGGUGGUAGUUUCAGCAACCCCGUUUACGGAACCCAACCAGCCUCACUACCACUGGAUGACGAAACAGACUCCUAAGCCUUAGACGUCACGAAACUCAACAAGUCUUUGUGAAUUCGACAACUGAAACGAGAUUCGAACAAACGGAAAUGUAUUUACAUAGAAUGGAAAUUCUGCCCUGAUAAUGGUUUGCAGCGUGCAAAACAUAAGCCUAUAAGUUAACACACAACAGUUGAAUAACGUGUAUAACAAAUUAAUAUUUCUUACUAUUGUAAUUAUAAAUAUUCAUUUGUAUAUUAUAGUUGCGUGCAAAAUGUUUAAAGAAUGCAGAUUGUGCUGUAACAAAUUAACUGGUAUAUCGUGAAAAAAAAAUGAAUAUCGUAGCACUAUUUGGUUUAACAUUAAUUGAAACAAGUUACCGUACAUCCGUCCAUUUCUCUGACUUAUCCUUGUUGGCCUACUACAAAUUGUAUUUUGGUUCCAAACCUAACGUCAAAAGUUAUGUUCUGAAGUGAUGGCUUCAAAGGUUGCUUUAAAUGAAAUUGUUCAUUUCAUCAUAGUUUUAGUGGUGUUCUUAUUGUAAAAAUGUGUCAUUAAUUAUAUCAAGAAAUUUGUUUAAUAAACGAACGUCGCUAUCUUGUGAAACUUUA
Molecule: messenger RNA, 19501 nt
Organism: Acanthaster planci (crown-of-thorns starfish)
Lineage: Eukaryota; Metazoa; Echinodermata; Asteroidea; Valvatida; Acanthasteridae
Product: MAM and LDL-receptor class A domain-containing protein 1-like
Cellular component (GO): membrane
Molecular function (GO): protein binding
Source: RefSeq, a predicted model, not a curated record